AUACUUUGGCAAAGUACCAAAAGGUCAAAGAUUUAAGUCUCACCAAUAAACUUUCCUGAACAAUCUCUUCUUUAAGAAAAUAAACUACUAAUUGUAAAUGUGCAAAUAAAAUCUGUGUCAUCUGGCUGUAUGGAUUGUGUGAAUCGUUGAGAUUUUGCAAAUGUAUACAUGAAAAUUGGAACUGUCAUGUGCUGCAUGUUUUUGAGAUCAGCUCUUUUUACCACUAUGAUAAUUUGUUGCAGCCCCUGUCGUGUGACAUGCUCCGAUGAAUCACUCUCACAGUGGGGAUAAUGAAUGUAAUUAAGAACAGCAUUGCUAUUCAUACACUGCAUAAUGCAAUUCUGAACUGGUCAUCCAAAUCUAAGUCACCUCAUUAGAUUUUGCUCCUCCCUCCUGAAUAUGGGAAAAUAAAACAGUCUAACCAGAAUAUUAGGCCAACUUGAGAAUUACUAUAUGAAGAGCAAGUAUGAAACCUCAGUGUGCACUGCUUCUGGUCCUGUUGGUCAUCUUAGCUCUGCACACUAGAGGAAAUGAAGCUUUGUCAUUCGCUUGGGCCUGUGUUGCCCUCAAUGGAGUUUGUAGACAAGGAGCAUGUCUGCCUUCAGAACUCUACUUCGGACCGUUAGGAUGUGGGAAGAAUUUUUUAUGCUGUGUCAAAUUUCCUUUGACUGCUGAAAAUUAAAUUAGAAGGGGGUUGUACCUGAAGUGCUGCCCAUCAUAUGAAUUUAAUAAUAACCAAUCCUGGAAUAAACAAGCUUUUUAAAUAAAUGUUUGAGAGUGCAAAUUGUCAUUUGCAGCAGCUAUUAGUGUUGUCACGUGGUAUUGUUGAUUUAUUAUUAAGUCAUGCAUCAUACACAGAAUUAGGUGUGAAUAAAGUUCCAGUAUUCAAAAACCUUUUACAUUAUAUAUUAUGGUAAAUGCUUAUAUGAAACAAUGUGUAAUAUAUAAUAUGGAAAACUGCAUAACA
This is a messenger RNA of Neoarius graeffei (lesser salmon catfish), 967 nucleotides long. RefSeq names its product defensin, beta-like 1 (gene defbl1). Lineage: Eukaryota; Metazoa; Chordata; Actinopteri; Siluriformes; Ariidae. The transcript is spliced from 3 exons. The coding region runs from base 467 to 682 and encodes 71 amino acids. The record is from RefSeq and is a predicted model, not a curated record.